Chaetomium globosum CBS 148.51 is the source of this 297-nucleotide messenger RNA. RefSeq lists its product as uncharacterized. Lineage: Eukaryota; Fungi; Ascomycota; Sordariomycetes; Sordariales; Chaetomiaceae. The transcript has a single exon. The coding region runs from base 1 to 297 and encodes 98 amino acids. The record is from RefSeq and is a predicted model, not a curated record.
AUGGCGGAGCGAUGGCCGCUCCUUUCCGCUCUUGUCGUGUGUUGUGUGUCGGGACGGCACUGGGUCAACCAUCAUGAUCGUUGUCGUCCUGAUCUUGGACUGCGCCGUAUAGCGCGCCCAGGUUUAGCGGCCGGCGAGGACGUCAUGAGUCUCCUGGGUGCAGUGGCCAACGCCGAAUCCGUGGUGGCAGUUGAUGCAUUGGACGGCGGUCGCCGCGUUAGCCGUCCAUUUGCAGUUGCAACAAACCCAGAGGGUGGUGCGGACAUAAGCAGGCGGCUGGAUUUUAGGGGUGAUUAG